CAAAGGUCGUUCCCUCCCGGCAGGAUGCCCUGCCCGGGGCCGGCCGGCUGGCCGUCGCGGCCAGGCCGUGCCUCGCAUGGCUCUGCGUAGUGGCCCUGCCUAGGCGGAGCCAUGCUGCCCAGUGACCCCUAGACCAGCUCGCCAUGGACAGGCUGCCGGCCUGCGUGGCUGUGGUGCUGCUCUUCCUGUGUACAGGGCGAACGCAAGAGACGUACUACCCCCACGCGCCGGCGGACGCCGUGGUGAACCUCGAGGCCCAGCAGCGCCAUGGCCAGGAGCAACUGCCGCAGCAGCAGGCGCACAUCCAGCAGCACGCGUCCUCGGGGGAGCAGCAGCAGCAGCUGGACGAGGAGCCACCCUACUCCAUCCGGGGGCCGUACUUCGACACGACGGCCUCCAACAACGUCACGGCCCUGGUGGGCAAGACGGCCUACCUCAAGUGCCGCGUCAAGAACCUCGGCAACAGGACGGUCUCGUGGGUGCGGCACCACGACAUCCACCUGCUGACAGUGGGCCGCUACACCUACACGUCGGACCAGCGCUUCGUGGCCAGCCACUCGCCGCAGACCGAGGACUGGACGCUGCAGGUGCGCUACCCCCAGCUCAGGGACUCCGGCAUCUACGAGUGCCAGGUCUCCACCACGCCGCCCAUCGGCCACUCCAUGUACCUCUCCGUAGUAGAACCCAACACGACCAUCGUCGGCGGUCCGGACAUGUUCAUCAACAAGGGGAGCACCAUGAACCUGACCUGCAUCGUGCACCACAGUCCGGAGCCGCCGCCGGCCAUCUACUGGACGCACAACGAGGAGGAAAUCAACUACGACUCCCCGCGCGGCGGCGUGUCCGUCAUCACGGAGAAGGGCGACGUCACCACGUCGUACCUGCUGAUCCAGCGCGCCAAGGAGCCCGACUCGGGGAAGUACACCUGCAACCCCUCCAACGCCAACCCGGAGACGGUCGUCGUGCACGUGCUCAAUGGGGAACACCCCGCCGCCAUGCAGCACGGCGGCCAGCUCCGCCUGGAGUACCCGUUCUUCGUGGUGCUCUUCAGCUUCCUGGUGGCGCUGCUCGGGCUGUGAAUAGUCCGGGGAGGGUGCCCCCGCUCGGGAGAGCGGCCCCCUUCCAGUGCAUCACCGCUCUUCGGGUGCAGUGCAGUGCAGUGCUCUUCAAGAAGAGUGGUGGAGGCCUAAACGCCGGGGAUCCGGAACUUAAGUGUGGUCUGUCUGGCCCGGGCCUUGCGAGUGCUGUUGGUGGCGUCUUGGAGAUCGGAUUUAUGGACAUGUCCGUGAAAAGUGACUGGUUGCUCGAAAACCAACUACCGUUUUUUAGUGCUAAAAUUUGUAUCAUAUAUUGAUGUCUCAUGUUCCCUGUGAACUGACAGCACUCUUCAGUUUCAAAGUCAGUCUUAAGUGCCUGUGAGUGGCUGAUAGUUCUAAAACUGUAAUGUGCCUGAUUGAAAAUUGUUGGUGCUAGACUACCAUGACUAUUUCACAAUUGCAUGAUUAUUUAAUCUAAGGGUGUAAUUUUUGCAGUUGACGAAUGAGGGCUGAAAUGUUACCCUACGAAAGUAGUCAAAUCACAGUUGGAUUUUUUUCCCUUUGAAAUUUUGACAAGAAAGCAGUCACAUUUCCAUCAAAAUUGCAUACGUGUUGAUUUUCUUUUGUGUGCGUACUUGUUUAAGGGGUACUUUUGAUGUGCGUGACUUGGCACUCCACAUUCUGUAUCCUUAGCUUCAGUUCUACCUCCUUUGCGAGGUGGCCGUCCAGAAUUUUUGUUGCGCCAAGGCAAAACCCAGCGCUUUUGGCCCUAUUUUCUUGUAAAUCAUGUAAAUAGACAGAGAAAGUAACAUUAUUACCACUAUUAGCAUUACUACUAUUACUACUACCACUACUACUACUACAAUACGUAACUGGGGAGUGUGUUAACUCUAAAAAGUUGGGUACGGAUAAUUAGAAGUAACUAUAUAUGUGUCCUUGGUCUAAUUUUGGAAAAAAUGCUGUUUGGAUUUUUGUUUGUCAGGUGUGUUUGGUUCUGAAUGUGUCUAUUUGUAUGUCAAAAACUUUUGCUUUCAGCAAUAAUGGCAAUAUGCAAUGGGAUGAACUAAUACUCUUUAAAAAACUGUGUUUCUAAGUGGUACUUUUUUUAAAAAUCAUGUCCUGUAAUGCUUUCAACUGAAGUGCAUUGAACUUAAAAGAUAAUGGUUAUCCUCAUUUGUAGAACUCCUUGGUUACCAAUUUUUUUCUAUGACUCGAUGCAAAGGUUGUGAUUCCCUUGGUCAUUGAACGUGUGAUAUCCACAGAUACUCUCUAUGCCUGAAACUAAAGGGUUGUUGCUAGUAAAUAUUUGAAUCAUUCAUUGGUUCACAAAACAUUUGGAAAGAAAGAAAAUUGCAUAAAUAAAGUUGUAGUUAAUUUUCUUUCCUUUUCUUUUUAGAAGUAAAGAAAAUCACAAAUUUCUACACGUUAUGGAUCCAUAUGAUUCUUUGACCAAUUAUUCCUGUCAGUGGAUGGAAUCUGUCUUUCAGAUUGCAUCAAAUGUAGACAAUUAUGGAUCUGCUAUUUAAUUGAAUGAGUGCAAUGUUCAACUUCAAAAUUUGUCACCUGUUUCAAGUUUAAAAUCAGAAUAUGAACUGCAUGUUUGCGGUGCUAUUUCAAUUCUCUGCUAGCUUUUAAACAAAACCAUCAGGCAACUGCACGUCUGGGCAAAUUAAUUCUCGUCUAAUUCUAGACACUGCUCUUACAAAUUGUAUCGAAUUAAGAUGCGAUUGCAAACCAACAGCACUGAAUGCCUACCAUGAAUGAUGUUUCUGCAACCUUGAAUUCAGUUUUUUUCGUGUCGAGUAGGCUUUUGUUGAAUGACGGUUCAGAUCCUUACUUAUAUUGUGAUUUUCAAUAAUGCAUGGUUUGUCAAGUUGUGUUUACGCAGCAGAGGGAUAGCAUCAGCUUCAAUGCAUUUUACCUACAGUGAAGCAAAGUGUAUCACCGGUUUUCUUAAUAAAUAAAAACUUUAUUUGAGGAAUUAAUU
Thrips palmi is the source of this 3024-nucleotide messenger RNA. Its product is annotated as lachesin-like. Bases 144 to 1079 code for a protein of 311 amino acids. Gene Ontology annotation, cellular component: neuron projection membrane. The transcript is spliced from 7 exons. The record is from RefSeq and is a predicted model, not a curated record. Lineage: Eukaryota; Metazoa; Arthropoda; Insecta; Thysanoptera; Thripidae. Gene Ontology annotation, biological process: synapse organization.